Periconia digitata is the source of this 1022-nucleotide messenger RNA. The record is from the annotation of a GenBank genome assembly. Lineage: Eukaryota; Fungi; Ascomycota; Dothideomycetes; Pleosporales; Periconiaceae.
CCACCUCACCCUCAUCGUCGCCAGGGCGCGCUAUCGCGCUUCGCAUGUGUUGAACUCUACGCUGUCGCCACGAUGCUAUUCAGACAGCGCUCCAUAGGCAGCUUCGUGCUUCUGCUCCUCUUUGUACUCGUUCCAAUCUACUUCCUCUUUGGAUUGCAGACGACGCCGAGCUCUGUCGAUUGGUUUGCUCACAACCUGGCCUUGUCCCGAAGGCCGGCAGAGCCUCCUGUCCCCAUCACUACCCACAUCGUGCUCUUCCAGUUCAAGGAGAGCGCUAGUGCAUUCCACGUUAAGGAUAUUACGUCUAAAAUGCUUUCGCUGAAGAAAUCAUGCAUACAUCACACCACGCAUCGGUCGUAUAUCAAGUCUAUCACGGGCGGUAAAGAUAACUCCAAAGAGAAACUACAGAGCAACCUGAGUCAUGCUUUCAUCCUUACGUUCGCAUCCAAUGAAGACCGAGAUUUCUACGUCAACGAUGACCCGGUGCACAAAGCAUUCAAAGACGCAGCGGGCCCCUAUCUAGAGAAGGCUGUGGUUGUUGAUUUCCAGGAAAGCGUGUUUACUUGAAUUGAACAAGGCUUGGUUACCUGUGAUACCUAUAGCUUUGCUGUUGCUACCGUAUUUUGUCAGUUCGCGUCGGGUUAUAGGAACUAUGCUUCUUUGUCACACAUCAUAAUAUAUUUCGCACUCUCAUUGUCAACUUGUGCUUAUAGCAUCGAAGCCCACAUCAAAUCAUCAUCAGACCACGAUUGUGGAUGUUCAUCCUGAACUCUACCAAUCAAUCACGCCUCCGUAGUAAUACAGCGGCAGCUAAACCGGUGGGCAUCCUACCCCACUUGCUUUCACUUAGCGAGCCCACAGUGACAGCCCAUGCUCACAUCAGACUUCAAGUCAGUGUCAUUCGCACACGUUGUUCUCGGUCUCCUGCUACUGCACUGUUGAGCUGUAGUAUAUAUACAUCAAAUGUGAAGAAUUCACCAUCUGUCAAUGACAGCCACCAAGCUUCACAGCUUGAUACGGUU